AUGAGGCUUUGUUUCUGUCUCGGUGUGUCGAAGCUCCGCCUCCUGUCCCUCGCCCUGCUGUGCCUCGUCCCGCGGGCCGUCACCUCGCACCCCCCCGCCCCCCCCGCCCUCCUGCCUCCGGGGGGGGCAGCCGAGCUGGAGUCCGCCCUGCUGCACCUCCAGACCGCUCUGGAGGACCCGAGGCUCUACCCGAGGGCCAAGUGGCGCCAAGACCCCCGGAGACCCGCCCUGGUCCCCCGGGAGGAGGAGACGGGGGCGGAGGAGUCGGGGGAGGACCGGUCCUGGGAAGAGGCGCUGCCGAGGGCCCAGAGAGGAGACCUGGAGGCCCCCCCGCUGUCCCCCUUCCCCGGGGGCCACUCCCUGGAGAGCAUGAACUAUCAGAAGGGGGGAGAGGGGGAGGACGGGGGGAAGAGGAAGGAAGCCCUGACCUCCUUCGCCGGAGGCCUGCAGGCCGCCAGCCGGGAGAAAGGAGGGUUUGGUUUCCGCUUUGGGAGGAAACGAUGGACCGGCAGGGGAUGGUGA
This is a messenger RNA of Etheostoma cragini (Arkansas darter), 522 nucleotides long. RefSeq names its product pyroglutamylated RFamide peptide (gene qrfp). The record is from RefSeq and is a predicted model, not a curated record. The transcript has 2 exons. Bases 1 to 522 code for a protein of 173 amino acids. Lineage: Eukaryota; Metazoa; Chordata; Actinopteri; Perciformes; Percidae.